AUGGGUGAAGUGCAGUUGAAGCUCAUGCAAAAUCCCUCCUCAUCCUCAGCAAACCAUGGUUCUGUGGCUUGGCUUGCAGAAGGGAUUAGCAUAGAAGAUGCACAGGACCAGCUAAGAUCUGAGCUCCAGAGACUUCCCAGCCUCAUGUCUACCAGACAGGAAGUCAAAGUCUCUGAGAAGAGACAGAGACUUUCUGCCCAAAUUGAGAAAUUCAAUGCAACAGGACAAGCAUUUCUCAAAGGUUUGGAGGUGGAUGAUGUUGUCACUGCCCAGGAUGAUCCAGCAUUUCUGGGGCAAGAUGAUGUGGAGGAUGAAGUGGAAGAUGAAAGAGAGUUUUGGGAAGAUGAUGAUGAGGACUGGGAGGCAGCAGAGGAGGAAGGAGACCUGGCUGUGGAAGUCAUGAGUAUCUGGAUGCCAUCUUCCAUUGGAACAACCAAACUGAUGGAGCUUGGCCUUCAUGCCCUUGUCAAAGAAGAAAUGGAACUUAGGAUUGGGCAGGCUAAUGAUUGCUUAGAUCAGCUCCAAACAGACCUGGGAAACAAGGCAAUGUUGUACAGGCAGAAUUUCUGGAAUGCAGGUUCCACCAGGGAGGGCACCAGAACCAAGAAGGAGAUCCAAAAGGUGGUGUCUCAGAUAAAUAAGCAUGCCAGAAGUUAUCAGAGGUCAAGGGGCUUGAUGGAAGAGUUCUACAGGAUUAAUUUGCUCAAAGCAAGGGCAAGAAGGGACAGAUGGAAAGAAGAGUUGUCAUUGGUCAGGCAUGAGAUGCUUUGGAGCACCUUAUGGUUCAAGUCCAAGAAGAACAGAUGGGAGAAAAGGGCUGAGCAAUCUUUGGAGCCAGGGACAGAAGCUUAUGCUAAUAAGCAGAUGGGGUUGUGGGGUGAUUUUGCCAAAAAGGCCAGGUUGAUGUUCCAAGGCAAGUUCAAAGAUGCCCAAGGAAAUUCUGAGCUCAGGGCAGAGAUCCUUCAGCAUGCAUCUGAGGGAUCUGUGGCACUGCCACAGAAUUUGAGAGUGGCCAUCAGAAGGCACUUUUUGCCAAAACUAGACCCAAAUGACCAGGAUGACAAGGAGAAAAUCAUCCAGCACAUCCUGGCUGUAGGUGAAAAGAAGGAAGAGAGUGGUGAGGGUGAGGAUGCCAGAGAGGAGAGAGCCAGACCUGUGAAGGCAGGUGACUACAGAAAGGCCUUUGCCAAAUUUACUGCAGGCCAGCAGCUCUUCAAGGAGGACAUGGAUGCCUAUGAUAGGGAGAGGAGGGACACUAAGGACCCCAAGACCAUAGGCCAGAGGACAAAAAUCAUCCAACAGUGGUGGGAAUCUGUUUCUGAGGAGAAAAAAGCUGAAGCUGGGAGGGCAGCUGUGAUAUUCAAGUUGGAAUGCCUUCUACUGACUCUGCAAAUACACAGGUACCAGAGAAAGAACUUCCCUGGCAUGGCUAGAGAGUUCAUGGACACAGUUCAGAGAACCAUGGGCUGCCAUAUAGUGAUGUUUGCAGCACACCAGACCCCUGAUUCACAGAUCAAGAUGGUAGUCUCUGAGACACAACUCCCUGAUGGGAACAAGGUCUUCUCCCAGUCUUCUGAGGCCACAAAGGAUUGGGUGGUGAAGGGGGAGGAUAUGUUGUCUGAAUAUCUUUUGAAGGAACCUGGUCUUCACCAGUCCAAAGCUGGGCUGGAGUCUGGUCAGGGGUCAGAGGAUAAUAUGAGAUACUAA
Messenger RNA from Pisolithus orientalis, 1707 nucleotides. RefSeq lists its product as uncharacterized. Lineage: Eukaryota; Fungi; Basidiomycota; Agaricomycetes; Boletales; Pisolithaceae. The transcript is spliced from 9 exons. The record is from RefSeq and is a predicted model, not a curated record. Bases 1 to 1707 code for a protein of 568 amino acids.